Adineta ricciae is the source of this 1623-nucleotide messenger RNA. The record is from the annotation of a GenBank genome assembly. Lineage: Eukaryota; Metazoa; Rotifera; Eurotatoria; Adinetida; Adinetidae.
AUGGUUCUACUAGCCGCAUCGAUCUGCACCAAAACAGGCAAACCACUUGUCUCACGGCAGUUCGUGGAAAUGACUCGAUCACGUAUCGAAGGUUUACUUGCUGCAUUUCCUAAGCUAAUUGGUACCGGUAAACAACAUACGUUCGUCGAAACCGAUACUGUCCGAUAUGUUUAUCAACCAUUCGAUAAACUCUAUAUGGUUUUAUUGACAACUAAAGCCAGUAAUAUUUUAGAAGAUCUCGAAACGUUAAGACUUUUUUCUCGUGUGGUAAUUGUUGAUCAACUACAUUUGAUUUGGAAUUUGAUUAUUUCUUGUAUUUAUAAGAUUCCUGAAUAUUGCAAAUCAGUCGAUGAAAAAGAAGUCUUUGCACAUGCAUUCGAAUUAUUAUCGGCAUUUGAUGAAAUUGUUGCACUAGGCUACAAAGAAAGUGUGAAUCUAGGACAGAUUCGUACAUAUACGGAUAUGGAUUCUCAUGAUGAACGUGUUUAUGACGCAAUGAGAUUGUGUCAAGAACGUGAAGCGAAAGAUCGAAUGAAGCAGAAAGCAAAAGAAUUGGAUUUGCAAAAACGUUCACAACGUUCUGGUGGAUCAAAAUCAUUCGGAAGUUCUACAGGUAUUUCUUCAAAUAUGUAUAGCAGUUCAUCAGCAGACAAUAAGCCUGAUGUAACACCAACACCUGUAACAUAUCCAUCGGAAACACCGUCUUCAAGUAUUCGUCCAAGUACAUCGGGCAAAGCAAUGAAAUUGGGUACUAAAGGGAAAAAUGUCGAUACGUUUGUCGAUCAAUUGAAAUCUGAAGGUGAAAUUGUGGCAAAUACAAUUCCAGUGGCAUCAGGUGCGGGUGGUGCAACUGGUAAAAUUAAAACACAAAGUAUUUCUCUUUCUGAAGCUCAGAAGGGAGAUGUUCAUUUGAAACAAGAAGAAAAACUGACGGUUAGUUGUACACGUGAUGGUGGUGUGGAAAAUCUCGAGGUUCAUGGUAUGAUUAUGUUACGUGUUAAAUCCGAGGAGUACGGACGCAUUGUUGUUGCUGUUAAUAACAAAGAGUCUCGAAAUGUUCAAUUACAAACUCAUCCAAACGUUGACAAGAAACUCUUUACUAACGAAUCGCUAAUCGGCCUGAAAAACGCCGAUAGACCAUUUCCAGCUAAUCAAGAAGUUGGCGUAUUAAAAUGGCGAUAUACAUCCACGGAUUCAAAAGACCUUCCUCUUACACUUAAUUGUUGGCCGAAUGAAACACCUAAUGGUGGUUGUGACGUGAACAUUGAAUAUGAGCUACAACAACCAAAUCUGAUUCUAAAGGAUGUUCAAAUCAGUGUUCCGUUACCGAGUGGUGGACAAACACCAUCGAUUGGUAAAAUUGAUGGUGAUUAUCAAUUUGAUAGUCGAAAAACUGUAUUAAACUGGUCUUUACCGGUUAUCGAUGAGACGAAUUCGGAAGGUUCCUUGGAAUUCUCCAUUCGAGGCAAAACUGCUGAUUUCUUUCCAAUUCAAGUAGAUUUUGUUGCCGAAACACCCUUUUGUGAUAUUAAAAUUGCUGAUGUGAAAACUGCUGAUAAAAACAAAUCUGUGUCAUAUUCUCACGAAACGAAUCUUAUUGUCGAUAAAUACGAAUAUGUCUAA